AUGAGCAACUUUGGAGGCGCAGGGCUGGGGCAGAAAGUCUACAAGCCCAAUCCGCCUGAGCGCGGGUCCUUUCCCUUGGAUCAUGACGGCGAAUGCAAGAGUAUCAUGCACGCGUACCUACGAUGUAUCAAAUCCCACCGUGGCACCAACGACUCUGUGUGUCGCGAUCUCUCCAAGUCAUACUUGUCAUGCCGUAUGGAGCGCGACCCGCCAACACCCAUCACUGCAGCUCUCCCCCCACUUUACGCCGUCACACUGCCUCGGAAGCAACCGAACAAGGCGCAAGCGUUUGGCGCUCGGAAUAGCUUCGCGCUGAAGAACCUGCGCUAA
This is a messenger RNA of Plenodomus lingam JN3, 330 nucleotides long. The record is from RefSeq and is a predicted model, not a curated record. Lineage: Eukaryota; Fungi; Ascomycota; Dothideomycetes; Pleosporales; Leptosphaeriaceae.